This is a messenger RNA of Ictalurus punctatus (channel catfish), 3653 nucleotides long. RefSeq names its product gamma-aminobutyric acid type A receptor subunit beta1 (gene gabrb1). Gene Ontology annotation, molecular function: neurotransmitter receptor activity; GABA-A receptor activity; extracellular ligand-gated monoatomic ion channel activity. Gene Ontology annotation, cellular component: membrane; neuron projection; GABA-A receptor complex. Gene Ontology annotation, biological process: chemical synaptic transmission; signal transduction; regulation of membrane potential. NCBI's taxonomy places the organism in Eukaryota, Metazoa, Chordata, Actinopteri, Siluriformes, Ictaluridae. The coding region runs from base 450 to 1892 and encodes 480 amino acids. The transcript has 9 exons. The record is from RefSeq and is a predicted model, not a curated record.
GCGAAAAGAGCGGAGUGUCUCCGUGCAGCUCCAAAAUAUGCGCAUAUUCUAGUGAGGCGUGCGACACCUCGGACAGGAGUGACGCUUAUACGAGCGAGCAGGCGAACACUGGUGCUUACUGCACUUCUGGGUUUCUCUGCAUGCUCCAGCAGGUGCGGAGAAGCCGGAGCGCUUGGAGCACACCGCGCCGCGCCGGGAACAAUGGGAUCUGACCGGCAUACUGAUACACCUCUCGCGCUGCGUCUCCACGACCUCAGCACCGCCGGCCCCGGGAGCAGCUCUGGCGCACUCUCUCCUCUACGUUUUGCUCUUCUUUAGAUCAACCCAUCUUUUUUUGUUGUUUUGCAUAUUUAUGCUGGUCACGUCGUCGUGCGUGCGUCGCUGCGUGCUUGAAAUUGCGGGACCGCUUCGGAACAAGUUGGACGGCGUGAGCUUCCUGUCUCUGCGCGAUGUGGAGGGCUGGAGAGCGCUGGCGCCCGGCGCUGCUGUGUCUGCCCGUGCUGAUGGCCGUGACACUCGGCCGCACUCCGAUCUCGCACAGGAUUAACGAGCCCAGCAACAUGUCGUACGUCAAAGUCACCGUGGACAAACUGCUGAAAGGCUACGACAUUCGGCUCAGGCCCGAUUUCGGAGGUCCUCCGGUUGACGUCGGGAUGAGUAUUGACAUCUCCAGCAUCGACAUGGUGUCUGAGGUGAACAUGGAUUACACCAUCACCAUGUAUUUCCAGCAAUCAUGGCGUGAUAAACGCCUGUCCUACACGGGGAUUCCUCUGAACUUGACACUGGAUAACCGUGUGGCUGAUCAACUCUGGGUGCCUGACACUUACUUUAUAAAUGACAAGAAAUCUUUCGUUCAUGGUGUCACCGUCAAGAACCGCAUGAUUCGGCUGCAUCCAGAUGGAACUGUGCUCUAUGGACUCAGGAUAACUACAACAGCAGCCUGUAUGAUGGACCUGCGGAGGUACCCCCUGGAUGAACAGAACUGCACCUUGGAGAUUGAGAGCUAUGGGUAUACCACAGAUGACAUUGAGUUUUAUUGGCAGGAGGGAAGUUCAGUGACUGGAGUAGACAACAUUGAGUUGCCACAGUUCUCCAUCAUUGACUAUAAAACUUUGUCUAAGAAGGUGGUCUUUGCAACAGGGUCAUACCCUCGUCUGUCCCUGAGCUUUAAGCUGAAGAGAAACAUUGGAUAUUUUAUCCUGCAAACUUACAUGCCCUCAAACCUGAUCACCAUCCUGUCCUGGGUCUCCUUCUGGAUUAACUAUGAUGCUUCUGCAGCACGGGUAGCUCUAGGAAUCACUACUGUACUGACCAUGACCACCAUCAACACCCAUCUGCGAGAGACGCUACCCAAGAUCCCCUAUGUAAAAGCCAUAGAUAUAUACCUAAUGGGCUGCUUUGUCUUCGUAUUCUUGGCCCUGCUUGAGUAUGCGUUUGUUAACUACAUUUUCUUCGGCCGAGGUCCACACCUACAGAAGAAAGUGGCAGAAAAAGCUGCUAAGACCAACAAUGAGAAGAGCAGACUGGAGAGCAACAAAAUCCAGGUGGAUGUCCAUGGAAACAUUCCCCUUACCAAUCUUGACCUCCGCCUCACUGGGGCAGAGAUGCUCAGUGGUCUUGGUGACCCUCGGAAUACCAUGUUCUCUUAUGACAGUGCCAGCAUCCAAUACCGCAAGCCCCUGACAGGCUGUGACCUUUACGGCCGGCCAACUGCUUCCCUUGAACAGCCAAUCAAGCACAAGAAGAGUCGCUUGAGGAAGCGGGCCUCUCAGCUUAAGGUGAAAAUUCCAGACCUGACAGAUGUGAAUUCCAUCGACAAGUGGUCACGUGUCAUCUUUCCCAUCACCUACACUUUCUUCAACCUAGUCUAUUGGCUUUACUAUGUCCACUAGGAGACAGCAGUGCACUCAGCUUAGCUUCCACUUAGCAGAUCGGGUCAGGCUUUCUCAACCUAGGGAUUAUUUAAAACUGCAAUUUAAUUUGAUAUCUUGCCACAUAUAAGCUACACAGUCAUCUAGAUAAUGUAAUAACUAUUAGUUCCUGAUCAGAUCUUUCUGUUCAUCACCCCUGAUUCAUGUGAGAAUGGACUACAGGGGUAUGAUGGUGCUGCAUCUAACUGUGUAAGAAUGCACUAUAGGCCAGAGUUAGUACUAACACUACAGCUACAACUAACUGUAGGCAGCAUUUAAGUCAGACACUAUGGCUUGAGCCAAUAAACAAAGUUAAUUCUCAGAAUAUGUACCAGCCUUUGAAAUAUUUGCACUGUUUUGUGACAGAGUUCAUUCUAGACUUAAAGGACACUGUAGCUUUGAGUUUUAUGUGUGUCUGCCCAUGUGCACAUGUGCUAACACAAUCCUGGUGCACUAAGCUAAAUACUUGCCUAUUAGAUAGCCACACUUAGCUCUUCUACACAAUGUGUUACAACACGAUGACAAAUUAGCUGAAAAUUCAGCAAACAGGGAUAUAUACAUAUGGGCAUAAGUUGAAUCUUUUCACAAAACCUGUGUGAAAGUGUAUUUCUUUAAUUAAGAUGUCAGGUAUUUAAAAAAGAAAAAAAAAAGUCACCAUAAUGUACUAACAAACAGUACCACACGUCAUAGUAUAUGUUACUUUUAAAUUAAAAAGGCUGAAGGAAGAGACACCGAAAGAAAUCAAUUGUUCAUAAAUGCAUGUUUUGACAAAUCCCCUGCCUCACACUGGGUACAUACUACUCAAUUAAACCACUGCAAGCUCAGAGUGAAUUCUGCCUCUGCUUGAAAGGUACGUGUUUAUAACAGAGGCCAGUGAUUUAUUGGUUUCUUUACAACCCUGUCGUUUGAGUCAACCCUUCUCAAUUAUAUUAAGCUUGAAUCAUAUUCACUGUGAUUUGUGUGGUACCCAGGAUCACCUCAAAAACAAAAGAGAAAGGCCAAAAUGCAGACAGGAUCUAACCAACCUGUUGUUAUUUCUUCAGGCUUCAUUUGUGCCUUUGAAUUAAAAUUGUGAUGAUUUUACAGGGUCAAGCAGAGCUUGAAAAUCGGCAGUGAAUGAACUUUUAUGGAGAACAAUAUUAGCUCUAGGUUUCCAAAAUGACAUGGUUAGUUGAGCUUUUACGAUGUUCUAUAUUAACAUUAUAGAUAUCGCAUAGGCAUGCUAGUAGCUAAUAGAAGAACAUUCCAGUAUAUCAGUGACAAUCUAUGACUUGGAGAGGAUUAUCCAUGUAAUUAAUUCUCAGUGAAGUAACUGUACUUCUGCUCUUUAGUCAGUAAGAAAGGCCUCUCAGUUAUUGAAACAUGAUCCAGAACGGACACAGACACCCAGAGUUACAGCAUAUUAAGCAUGUCUGUACACUUACUGAUUUAACACUACAUACACAAAACAUACUAUUAAGAUUUAAGUAAAAAAUAUUUGAUGACUGGGGAUCACAGCAGAGGCCAAAAAAAAAAAAAGAAGCUGUUGAUGGUCUCAUUUAAAGCUGUUUAUAUAGCAUAAAUGUGAACUGAAUUCAUGCUUUUUAUCUUUGUGCUCCCAUGCUGAUGGGGAUGUGUGGUACAGGAACAUAUGUGAGACCAAUGGGUGUAUGUGUGUACGUGUGCUUGUUAUGAACACAGCACAGUCGUUCUAAGGAAUCCUCUUAAACCCUGAGAAACCUCAAAGGAUUCAAAUAAAAUAUU